This is a messenger RNA of Populus nigra (black poplar), 1312 nucleotides long. Its product is annotated as gamma-secretase subunit APH1-like. Gene Ontology annotation, molecular function: protein-macromolecule adaptor activity. NCBI's taxonomy places the organism in Eukaryota, Viridiplantae, Streptophyta, Magnoliopsida, Malpighiales, Salicaceae. The coding region runs from base 192 to 926 and encodes 244 amino acids. The record is from RefSeq and is a predicted model, not a curated record. Gene Ontology annotation, biological process: protein processing; positive regulation of catalytic activity. Gene Ontology annotation, cellular component: endoplasmic reticulum; gamma-secretase complex; membrane. The transcript has 6 exons.
GGCUAAUUAGAGUCACUUUUAUGUAGAGUGGCUGACCAGAUCAAAUUGAGACAGCAGAGGGGCGAAUGGUGAUUUUAAACCCUUCUAUUUCUCAAAGAUCUCAUAGCAGAAAAGGAUGACAAGUCGUUUAUCGCCACGAUUAUCAUAAGGACCUGAGAUUUCUCUGAAAAAAGAAAAACCCAAAAGCAAAAAUGACAGUAGCAGCAGGGAUCGGGUAUGCUUUGUUAGCAUUAGGACCUUCUCUUUCUCUAUUUAUCUCCGUUAUCUCCAAGAAGCCCUUUUUAAUCCUCACUGUUCUCUCCAGUACCCUGCUAUGGCUUAUGAGUCUGAUUGUGCUAGCUGGAGUAUGGAGGGCUUUUCUUCCUCUGAAAUCAACUACAUGGUGGCCUUUUGCAAUUCUUAUACUCACGUCAGUUAGUUUUCAAGAAGGGCUUCGGAUUCUUUUUUGGAAAGUUUACAAGCAAUUAGAAGAUAUAUUGGAUGCUUUUGCUGACAGACUUGCAAAACCACGCCUAUUUCUGACAGACAAGAUGCUAAUUGCUCUGGCUGGUGGUUUAGGUCAUGGUGUAGCCCAUGCUGUGUUCUUUUGUAUUAGCUUGCUAACACCAGCAUUUGGCCCCGCAACAUUCUUUGUUGACAAGUGUUCACAGUUACCCUUUUUUCUUGUUUCUGCAAUCAUUGCUCUUGCAUUUGUUACCAUUCACACUUGCUCAAUGGUCAUUGCAUUCAAUGGGUAUGCCGAAGGGAAUAAAGUGGAUCAAUAUUUUGUCCCUGCAGUUCACCUUGUUGCAGGAAUGGUGACACUGGUGAAUUUUGCUUCUGGGGGUUGUGUGGUUGGCAUUCCUCUCCUCUAUUUUAUGGCAAUCUUAACGUUGUUGCAUUGUGGGAAAAUGGUGUGGAGAAGAUUAUCAGAAACCAGACAGUAAUAUAUAGGAGGCGAUUUUUGUUAAGGUCCACCCUUUUUACCUUGACAAUGUGCGACUCUCUUGUGAAAGCUUACAAGCAGGAGCGUCAAGGGCAAGUACAUUCUGUGGAAAUAAAUGUUUUGUACGAUACAGGCAUAUUGCAAAAUGGAGGAUUACUUUUUCACCAACAUCUGUUCCCCCCCCCCCCCCCCCCCCCUUUUCUUUUGGUCUGUGCUUCGUGUCUUUGACCAUGGAUGUGCCUGCUAACUCCUUGUGAAGGUUUGGGGUACUGGGUGAUGGUAUGAUCCUAUUUGCAAGGCACAUUGUAUCAUGCUGCAUAGAACAACCAAUGCUAAUCUUUGACUUGGCAACUCUCACUAUAAAUGCAAGAAAUUUUAUAUUGUAAA